AGCCCAGGAACUGUGAGAUCCGGGUGAGGAGAGCAAACCCCGCUGGCAUCUGCGUUUGUGAGUCGCCCAGAGAGAGCGGCUGUCCCCAAAACGGAGACUUACUGGAUCCUCGCCUGUAAGACCGCCUGUCUGUCCUGGCGUUCGUGACACCCGAGGCGUAAAGGGAUGCGAGGUGCAUGGUGACAGCAUUGCAGCCAUGAGUGGAAUUUUAAAGAGGAAGUUUGAAGAAGUUGGUGGAACUUCACCCUGUUCAUGUGUGUGGGAGUCAGAUGAUGAUGUUUCUAGCAGUGAAAGUGCUGACAGUGGAAGUAAUGUCCAUCCAUCUGCUUCUAAUCAUUUUACUCGUACAUGUGACAGCAUUGCAGCAAUGAGUGGAAUUCUAAAGAGGAAGUUUGAAGAAGUUGAUGGCUCCUCACCUUGUUCUUCUGUGAGGGAAUCAGAUGAUGACAUUUCUAGCAGUGAAAGUGCUGACAGUGGUGAUAGUGUCAAUCCAUCCACUUCUAAUCAUUUUACCCCGUCUUCCAUCCUGAAGAGAGAGAAGCGGAAGAGAACAAAAAAUGUCCAUUUUAACUGUGUUACUGUGUAUUACUUCACGAGAAGGCAAGGCUUCACCAGUGUUCCCAGCCAAGGAGGAAGUACACUGGGAAUGUCCACUCGCCACAACAGUGUGCGCCAGUAUACGCUGGGGGAGUUUGCCAUGGAACAGGAGCGGCUUCACCGAGAGAUGCUGAGAGAGCAUCUGAGGGAGGAAAAACUCAAUUCUCUAAAGUUAAAGAUGACAAAGAACGGUACGGUGGAAUCUGAGGAAGCCAAUACACUGACUCUGGAUGACAUUUCUGAUGAUGAUAUUGAUCUAGACAACACUGAAGUAGAUGAGUACUUUUUUCUCCAACCCCUGCCUACAAAAAAGCGGCGGGCAUUGCUGCGGGCUUCUGGAGUGAAGAAGAUCGACGUGGAAGAAAAGCACGAGCUGCGAGCCAUCCGCCUGUCCAGAGAGGAUUGUGGCUGUGACUGCCGUGUGUUCUGUGACCCAGAAACUUGCACCUGCAGUCUUGCAGGCAUAAAAUGUCAGGUGGAUCGUAUGUCUUUCCCAUGCGGUUGCACUAAAGAAGGGUGUAGCAAUACAGCAGGUAGAAUCGAAUUUAACCCCAUCCGUGUACGGACUCACUUUUUGCACACAAUAAUGAAACUUGAAUUGGAGAAAAAUAGAGAGCAGCAAGUUUCAGCACUCAAUGGCUGUCACACUGAGAUAAGUGCACACAGUAGUUCCAUGAGUCCGGGACCCCAUCCAGUUGAAUAUUCAAUUGCAGAAAAUUUUGAGAUUGAAACCGAACCCCCGGCUGCAGUUAUGCAUUCCCAGUCAGCCGAGGACUUGGACUGCCCAGGGGAAGAGGAGGAAGAGGAAGAUGGGAGUAGCUUUUGUAGUGGAGUUACAGAUUCUAGUACACAGAGUUUAGCCCCUAGUGAAUCAGAUGAUGAUGAAGAGGAAGAGGAAGAUGAGGAGGAAGAUGAGGAGGAAGAAAAAGCAGAUGAUUUUGUGGAAAGUAUGAGCUCCCAUGCUGAUAUGGUGCCUCUUCCUUCUGUCCUUUGCUACUCUGAUGGAACUGCUGUGCAUGAAAACCACUCUAAAAAUGCCUCAUACUAUACUAACUCUUCAACUCUGUAUUACCAAAUAGAGAACCACGUUGCUGGCACUGCUAACCAGAUCGGUGAGACUUACUCAGAAAGGGAUGCUGUCAAGAACGGUAGUCUUUCUCUGGUGCCUUACAACAUGACUUCAGAACAGUUUGUUGACUACACACGGCAGUCAGAGGAAACUUUCAGCAGCCCUCAUUACCCUUCUGCAAACCCCUCAGUGAUUGUUUGCUGCUCAUCUUCUGAAGGGGAUGGCAGUGCUCCCUGUAACAGUUUAUACACUGAGCAUAGGCCGAGUCACCCGCCAGUGGAAUUUCACUCAUACUUGAAAGGUCCUUCUCAAGAUGGCUUUGUUUCAGCUUUGAAUGGUGGCAGUCACGUGCAAGAACACCCUGCUGAAAAUUCACUAAACCUCCCAGAAAAGAGCAGACUGCACGAAGAGUGCAUCAAAUCACCAGUGGUAGAGACAGUACCUGUUUAAUAUUAAAUUACUGUAGGACUGACUUCCUGUGUUAAAAUUCACUCCCAUUGGAUUUUCCUAGAAACUUACUUUUUUAAGAGGUAGACAACACUUGGACUACAGUCAAUGUUCCAGAAAUACUUUGUUUUCGCAAGCUACACUGGCAGUGGUAUUGCACAAAACCAGUUCAUGUAAAGAUUUACAUAAAAAUAAUCAAAUCCUUUUUUUGAUAAAAAUUAAACAGAUAAGUAAAAAACACACCCAACAUAUUUCAAAGUAGCCUACCUGUGAACAUAUGUGAAACCUGCCAAGCUAUCUGAAUCAAAACUUCACGUUUUUGACUGUCGGGCCUGUGCAAGAUUGUUAAAAAUGGUACUUUGAAAUAAUCAUGUUUAGAGUCCUAAUUUUCAACAUAUCUGAAAAGAUGGUAAGUUUAAUGUAAAAGUAACUACUGUACAAAAAAAAAGUUUUAAUUGUUCUGUACUGUAUGUAUUUUAUUUAUGGUAGUUUAAGAUUCAUGUUUUGAUAAAAAUGAACAGCAUGUUCAUUUGAGCAGAAGAUCCAUAGCUGCUUACAAAGAGCAUGUCCACUUUUCAUCUGGAGUACUUUGUAUUGUUCCUUAUUUUUUCGUAACACCAUUUCUGAUAAAUCAUCUUGAAAUGCAUUUUUAGAGUGUACUAUUUUCUCUUUUACUAUUCUUGACAAACAGAGAGUCAGGAAGGAGGCAUUUACAUCUUCUAGAAUAGAGAAAGUUAGACAAUCCUCCAUUUAAAACUAAAAUCAGUGGGAUUCCAGAACUAGUACCCCCUCCCCAAAGAGAAACGAUCUUGUAUAUAAGGGCAAAGCAGUAGCUUAAGCUCACACAGCACCUUCAGCCCAGCCACGGUUCAGAUACCUACGCACUUUAGUGCCACUUUGCAGUACUGUACGAACUGCGGGAACUGUGAACCUCUUCGGAGAAAUGCCAUAGCUCCAGACCCUGAGGCAAUGUAAGAUCUUAAAACUCACUGUAACAAAACCUGUACAUUUUUCCCAAGCCAAUUUAUGAAUAUGUCAGUUUGCAGUUUAUAAAAGCAGAGCCUUACUGAUCAAAGUUUAAAUAAAGCAUGGAAAAAAUUGUUGAAGUGUCUAGAUUGCCUAAAUUUUUAUGAAAUACCAGGCUGGCUUUUGUGGACUUCUGAUUGUAUCUCAAAUUUAGUACCAUUUGGUCUUACUAAGAAACAGUCCGUUCAGUGAGGAAGAAUAGCUUCAGAAAUUUUGUAAAAGAACAUGUGCAUCCUAUGGAUAUCCGUUACCUUGUGAUCUACUUGUUUUUAAAUGAAAUGGGAAUGAAAGUACCUUUAAUUUAUUAAACAACCUUGCUUUUGUCUAGAAAAGAAGGCAUAGGAACCAGCUUUUCUCUGCACUGGUAAUUCUGCACUGCCUUAUUUUGAUUUCAAAAUCAAUUUCAGCAUUUUUAUUCAUCUAAUACUGAAAUUUCAUUUGUUAUACAUCAAGUAGUUGAAAUGUAGGCCUGUCUUGUUUGUCAAAAUAAGGAUCAGCAUCUUAAUUUCUGUGUGUCAAAUCUAGAUGGUUAACAGUGUGCACGUAAACACAGUGUAAAUUUUAUCUCUGUAACAGUGACUCUUCUGGUUAGAAGCUCUUUAAAACAUCAUGUACAGUACUCCAGUAGAAAAGCUGCCGAUGUAAAAUAUGCUUUUCAAACAAAGAGCUAACUUACUUGUUUUUAUAUGAAAUCUGGGCAAAGUGAUUUCUCAUAUUUAUGCUAAAUUAGCAAAAUAUUUUUACUCCAUGUAGUAGCUGGAAAGGUUUUUUAUUUACUUGUUUCCACAAGAAGUCCUACAUGUUUUAUAUGAACUGCAUUGAAAAGUCUAGUUCUUUAGGCACUGGAUUCCAAACUUGCAACGUAUUCCAUCUCCUGGGAAGGCGCACUCAUGUUGGUUAUCUGGCUCAGCAGUUCCACGGCCUCUGUUCCUCACAGUCACAGACCACUCUAGUCUCUUUCUCUUAAGGCUGAAUAGCCAGGUAAGUGCCUGUAUUCUCCAAUGCCAUACAGCAAAUACCCAUGAUUUUUAAAAAGAAAUGUGCUAAUCCCUAAAGUUCUGAACUUCGGAAUAGAUUAUUCUGUUCAAGGUAUUCUAAUGGCACAUGUCUCUGUGUAUGUAGGGUUCUUGCUUUAACAGUGGGCUUAAAUUAGGCACUCUCCCUUAACACCAGCACCAAAAGCACAAAUCUCUUCUGCUUGAGCUGGGACAGUAGAUGAGGAUCAGUAGCAGCUCUUUUAACUUCAGAAUGUGUCAGAGAACCACACACACUUUUCCGGGGUAUUUCACUCAGGGGAAAGUUAAAUGAAAUCUUUUGCUUUGUUAUUCAUGCCCUUACUGAGCAAUAAGAAAUUGUUUUCUUGGCCCCUGUGCUUUCAUAUUAAAAAGAAGAUCUUUAAUAAUAUCAGCAAGCACAGUAAGUGAUUAACAUUAUAAAAUUCUUCUCAGCUAGUUGUAAAUAUUGAGGUGAUGGUUAUUUACUAUUUCCAUUGGCACAGAUUUCUCAUCCCAAUCCUCUGUAAUAUUAGCAUCUGUAAAAAAUUCUGAGUAUUUGGAUGUGUAUGUUCCAUACCAUUGGGGCAUCACAGGCGAAUACAGCCAAAUUCUCUAAAGCCUGCAGCAUAGGAUAACAAGCAGUACCUUGAAAGAGAGAGGUAGAGGGAGCAGGGACAAUAUAAAGCAUUUGUGAUAUGCUGUUUUGCCGUGUUUGAAGUAGCUCAUUCCUGGGAGUCAAAAAGUAAAAUGUGCAGAAUAAAGAUUUAAGUUGAAAAAAUAUUCCUAAUUGACUAGGUGGUGAUAAUGUAGCUAAUGAUACUUUUCUUUUGAUGCAAUAUGAUAUUAUGUGAUCAAGAUUUGAUCUCAAGACACAAAGUAAAGAAAUCUUCUUUAGUUCUUACAGCAAGUUAUAAAGUCAAGUCUGUUUAUAAUACAUGGAGAGUUCCUGGUAGCUAUUAUUAAUAAUACCACCAAGCCUUCUAACAGAGAUAAAUUCAUCCUGAGGAAAAAAACCAGUGACUUCUCUUUUUUUCAAUACAGGUUAGACCUGUUGCCCAGCCAAAUCCAUGCCAGCAAAUUACAAAGCUAAAGCCUUUUCUAGCACAUAUAAGUUGAUUAGAGGGCAAAAAAAAUAAUAGGAAAAAUAGCUGAAACCCUGACCAAAACAGGUGGGUUUAUUAUUUAGCUGAAAUCUAGAGUAGGAUGUAGAAAUCAGGUGAAAGUCAAAUUUCCCAUCACUUGAUUAAACUUGAAUGGGGUUUUUUUUUUGAACAAAAAACAUACUCUUCAUUUAAGGAAAAGCAAGCUGAAGUCAUGGGAUGGAAAAUAUUUCAGUGAUAUUUUCUGAGCUAGUAUAUAAUAAUACAUGCUGUAUCCAAUUUCUGAGAUGGUUGACAUUCAUGUUGAUAAACAAUCCUUUCAUUUUGGGUAGGCUGUUUUUGUGUGAUAAAAGUAUUAUGUUACUAAAUGGUAACCAGCAUUAUUUGCUUCUUAAUCAACACAGUGUAUUAUUUGUGAGAAUACCUACUUUACUGACAGUCUUUAUCAGCUUUAUUUCCAAGAUAUUUGGCUACUGAUAAACACUCCUAAGAAGCCCAGUAUAUAUUUGUGUUUAUAUUGCAUUGCUCACAAAAAUAAGUCAUAACAAAAGCAUUUCCCUUUCUUGAAAUAAACUGGAAUUUUCACACAGAUCAUUACUGGAACAGCGCCUAAAAGCAGAUGCCUUUUUGCCUAUAAGGUGAUCUUCACCUCCCUUGCAAAAAGGUGCAUUGUUAAAUAUAUAUAAAGCUUUAUUUGAUGUUAGACAUGAAAUGAGAAUUUCAUUGGCACAAUUACAGCAAUUUUAAUUGUUACUUAAGAACUACAACUCAUGUUGGAACAUCCUUAAAAUUAAAAGCCGGUCAGUAGAAGUUUCUAAUAUUCUUUGUUGAGCUGUAUGCCACUUAGAUUAGAAAAUACUAGAUUUGUAAAGCUUCACAAUUUUUCAUUUACAUAAGCUCCUCCUAGUGAAUCGUAAUUGGAGUUGGCAUUUGCUUAUUUUAAGGCCAUUGGUUCCACUCCAUAGUAAUUUACCACUUGCAAUAGAUAAGAUUCAGCUGCUCCCCUGCUCUGUUAACAGUGGGAUCCUGCAGGAUUCCUGUCUGGUCUUGGUGGUGCUGUUACUCACUAGAUUGCUGACUGAUCCCAUUCCAGAUCCAGUUUCUAACCUGAUCUGGCUGUUUUAUUUCAGUAAAAGUGUUAAUAAGCUGAUCAUGUUGUUUUCCCUGCCUCCCAGGCAGUACCUUCACAAACACAGCUGCUUUGUUAAAGAUUGUAUACAUAUAUUUGUAUGCAAAAUUGAGCAUGUAUAAAGGUUUUUAUUUAGUUCAGGUGUUCCUGACAGAAAUGUGAUACACUGGAUAGAGAGUACUGGGCUCAGACACAGGAGACUGCCUUUGUCGUGUUCUGUCACCGCAUUGUCUGUGCUCUGGUUUGUAAUGUACUUGGAGAUACUGUGGUAAUUCUAUAGAAUAGGUAAAAUAUAAUUUUAUUCUCGUGUUCUGGCAUCAUAACUGAAUUUUUCAUACUGCAGACUAUGCCACUUUCCAAACAAAGCCCAGCCCAGCUCAGAAGUGGCCAGAAAUUUUCCAGUAACAUGAAACACAGCUGAAAUGAGCUCUCCUUUCCUUGGACUCAAUUAAUGAGCAGAAGCUAAAAAGUAAAUUUCACAGUGAAAAAUUAGAGUAAAAGCUGUGUUGAAUAUACAACAUUUACCUAUCUAGUGCUUAACAUUUGAGCAGCAAGAUUGUAGUUUUCCUGCAACACCAUACUUGGCAGCAACAGGCAGUCUUACUCCUCUGCAGGUUGUCUUCUUUUGCCAGCUGAAUUUUCUCAGUUGAAACUCCUUGUUUUGGCUGCUCCUGUAGCAAUGCAGGUGUCAUUACUCAAACAUAAAGCAAGACAGACCCAUGAUAUCCUUUUAAAAGGCAUUUGCUCAGUAAGGAUCUCCAGUGGUACAGUUUGUGAAUUUUAUAAAGAGAUGAUCAUUGUGCCAGUUGUUUUAUUUCCUGAAACAGUCAGGAACAGAAAAGGAUGAUACAGAAAAUCUUUAAGCAUUCGGGGGUGUUAUGUUUCCCACUGAGACUCUUUAAAGAGUAAUUCUAUCAUCUGCUUUAUUAUGGUUGCAGGAGAGUUGAUGUAAAAUACUUUGAAAAAUCUAGAAUUAACUCAGAGAAUAUAUUCUAUAGAAUUUAUUUCUAAAAUAUUAAAUCUGAUUACUAUUUUUUUAAAAUGGUAGAAAGCUGUUAUUUUCAAAACAGAGUCUAAUUGACUUAUGUGUUCCUUGGUAUGAGAAAUCUCAGCAUUUGCCUUUUCGGUGUUUCAAGGUUUUUUAAUAUUCUUAAUUUUGCUAUUCUCUGUAAUCAUUGUCCAUGUGCAAAUUAUUGUCCAUUUUCUCCAAGAAGUGUCAAAUCCAAAGUACAAAUAUUGUGAAGUGAUGAAGAAGUGCAAUGUAGUUUUAAAGAUGGCUGAGUGAACAGUGUUUGAGUUCUUCACAGGUUCUUCCUUUUCACUGUUUCUUCCCUCCCCGAAAUCCAAACCAGCUUUUAAUUUUAUGGCUAAUAAAUGUACCAGAAGAUUGUUUCCAAUUAAGGAGAAAAGUUAUAAAAUCUUUGAAGACCUGUCUGCUACCAUAAUAGCUGAUACCAAGAAUUUUACUUUGUAUGCACAUCCGCUUUGUAAAACACCUGGUUAGCAGCCUUAGUAUUUUCUUUUUAAUUCCUUCCUUCCUGUUGGUGUCUGGGAGGUCUGUUCUACAGUAAGACUUUUCUCUACAAUCAAGCACAAGGGAACUCUGCUGUCCUUUGUGCUGAGAAUGAGAUCCUGAAAAGCCAGGUUGGGUAGGGUUUUGAACAAGGUGCUCUAGUGAGUGGCAGGGGGUUUGGAAGUAGAUGGUCUUAAAGGUCCCUUCCAAACCAGGCCAUUCCGUGAUUCUGAGAGUUAAAUUAUGUACUGCCCUACUGCUGUCUUUAAGGUUAGGCAGACAUCCACUCCUCAGAAUGUCCCACUGACUGGAGAACCAUAUUCCUGGUGCUCUGUGUUGCACCUUCUCAAUUGAGACCAUAGUCCUUCAUCCAAGGCUGGGGAUGGAACAACAAAAAAAAAGUCAAAAGGUAAAUUUUGUACUUUAUUAACACAAUUAUUUUAAUUUGGAGCUUAGAAAUGACACAUCUGUUUCAUGAAUGAAUAUCCGGUAGACCUAAGUCAAAAAAUGUUUGUCUCUGAUGUACGUUCUUCUCUAGCUGUUCUCUUUUCCAACAAACGAUCAAGAUGGGAUUAAGCUUUUCUUGGUAGGGAAAAUGGUGGAAGAUACAAAUGCACAACAUUGUCCUAAUACAAGGAUCAAGAUAAUCCUUUGUCUUCAAACACUUGAGUGAGUGCAGGCAGAACAGGAAGAACAAUUUAGAGGAAAAUAAAAAUUAAGGCAAGAGGCAGAUUGAUGAGGAUUAUUUUUCUUCUAAAGGAAAAAAUAAAGCAUAUUUAAAAAAAAAAAAAAAAAAAAAAACAGAAGGAAAAAGGUAAAUGAAGAUGUCUUUGGAGCAAGGAUGGAAAAGUAUAUGGACAUUCACUACAAGCUUGCCCAUGUUAGAUCAAAAUACUGUUUCUGGUAUUUAAUAUAUUAUAACCAAACAUGAACUCAGUGGAAACAGGAAAUGACAUUUUUUGCAGACCAGAGUUAUACAGGUGGCCAUUAAAUAAAAGACUUAUCCAAAUGCAUGGGGUAAAAAAACUAAAAAGCAACACCCUAGAAGCAUUGCUACCGUGUCACUCUUUGCUGAUGGCAAUUUCAAAGACAGGUUCAAAAUCAUUUUAGUUAACUCUGCUCCCAGGCAAGUGUAUUCUCAUAUACCCAGUUUCUCGGCUAGCAAGAGAUGCUAAAAGUAAAGACAAAAUGUCCUAUUAUCAGCAUUUUAUCUUGCCAUUUUCAAAUGAGGCUUCGUAUAUUAUGGCAGGUAUUUAAGUUUCUCCAUCUUAAACUUCUAAAAUACAUUCUAAAAAAUGAAAUUUUGGGUUGGAUUGUGGAUGAAGGUUAACCUUGCUGGGGUAACGGGGGAAUCACUGUAGAGAACCAUUUGUGAGUCUCAGAUAGAGAUUCAGCACCAAUUUUCAGCUUCUUGAAAAGAUCAUCAUGUGCACUGGCAGCUGGUUCUCAAAACCAGAAGCAAGCAUAGCAUACUGGGUUUUUUCAAGCCAUUUCACACAAAUACUUCAGGUCUCAAUUGCCCACGUAAACAAGGCUUAAUAACUGGGCACGUCUUUUAAUUGACUGAUUGUAGGCACUUCUAUGGAAAUGCAUCUGGAGUGUAGUUUGUGAAAUAUGUUUUUAAAGUGUUUGAUGUAAAAUAAGCGCUAGACAUUUAACAGUGCAAAAAUAGUCAAAAUCUGUAGAUGACAAAACUGUUCCUAAGAUUCUCAGCCUGUAAUAUUGUCUUAGUAAAGUUGGUAUUUUAAGUUAAAUUGCAUUCUGGUGUAAUAACCUUUUACAAAUAAAAUUAUUAAUGCAACUGUACUGGUUAGUACCUGUUAACAUAAAACAUGGCAGUUGGUUAUUUUGAUUUGUUUCAAUCUAUAACUAAUAGAAAUUUUGUAAAAAAACCAAAAACAAACAAAAAAACAAAAACAAACCAACAACAACAACAACAAAAACCCGCCCACAAACAGAAACAACACAUUACCUUUUAUAUGUUUAAAGUGUUUUAACAGACUAUAUUAUCAUUCACACUGUAUAGUCCAACCCUGUCUUUUUAGCAGGUUCAUCUCUCUCUGUAUACAUACAAAUAUAUAUAUCCCCACAAGAAUAUAAAAUUGCUUUUGAAAUUUGUGUUGGCAAGUGAUAAAUAGUACACCAUGGCAUAAAUUCAGAAGCACUUAAGUUGAUGGUCUUUCAGACAGGUAAUCCAUUCAGAUGGAACUACUAAAAAUGUGUAAUUGCAGCCAUUAGUUUGUAAUCUGUACAUUACUUCUAACAUUACUAAUUUCUGAGAAAAAUAAUUAUGUUACAUACUUAACAUUUUCCAUUACAGAUGAUCUUGCAUACUAAAAUUAUGGAGGUCUCAACAAUUAAGCAAGAUAUUUAAUUGGACUGCUGCUUUUAAAGUGUUUGAAGAAGCAAAGAGAAAGAAAGUUCAUCUUAAAAUCUGUAUAUGGAAAUAAUUUUAAGCUUCAUGAACUACACAUUUCCUUAAUUUCCUUUUCUUAAACGAGUUGUAACAUCAAAGAUGCCAAAGGGUAAUAUAAGCUACAAUAAUAUUCAACAGAACUUAACCUAGAUCUUACGUUGUAAUAAUUUAUUCAAAUUAACUGUAUUCUUCUGUAUUUAUAUUUUCGGUAUUUAUUAUGAAUGAUAUGAAAUUUGAUGUAUUUAUUGUGGCUUAUUACUGCAGUGUAUAUAUUCCAAAAAUGAGCAUUUUUAAGUCUUAACAUUAGGGUUUUUGUUAAUUAGUGGCACUUGUAUCAGCUGUAUUUUUAUUAUCUAUUGUACAAUAUAUAUUGUCCAUUUGUUUGCAAUGAAGUAAACCAGGUUUCUACGUUA
Messenger RNA from Hirundo rustica (Barn swallow), 10705 nucleotides. RefSeq names its product cysteine and serine rich nuclear protein 3 (gene CSRNP3). The record is from RefSeq and is a predicted model, not a curated record. Gene Ontology annotation, molecular function: DNA-binding transcription factor activity, RNA polymerase II-specific; sequence-specific DNA binding. The coding region runs from base 197 to 2116 and encodes 639 amino acids. NCBI's taxonomy places the organism in Eukaryota, Metazoa, Chordata, Aves, Passeriformes, Hirundinidae. The transcript has 6 exons. Gene Ontology annotation, biological process: regulation of transcription by RNA polymerase II. Gene Ontology annotation, cellular component: nucleus.